AUGGAAAUUCCAUCAUUGUCCGAUACUUGUGAAUCAAUUGCGUCGACAACAACUAUUAGUAAAAAUGAACUCAAACGUCGUCUCAAAGCAGAAAAAGCAGCGAAAUUGAAAGCUGAAAAAGCUGCUAAAAAAGCUGCUGACACUGCUUGUAAAAAAAACUCAACAAAAGACUCGACCUUGAAUGGAGACGAGGAUGAACUGGAUCCUACGGCUUAUUUCUCAAACCGGGAGAAAAUGUUACUUGAAUUGGAAAUGCAAGGAAUUAACCCUUACCCUCAUAAAUUUCAUGUCUCGAUUUCGCUGCGUGAAUUUCAUGCAAAAUAUCAUACUGUGGAAAAAGGAACCCAUUUAGCUGAUAUGGUUUCAAUUGCUGGUCGACUUCAUAGUAAACGUUCAUCUGGAUCAAAAUUAGUCUUUUAUGAUCUUCGUGCUGAUGGAAAGAAAUUGCAAAUUAUGUCUGACAUUGGUUCCUAUGAAAAUGAAACAGCAUUUAAUAAGAUUCAUAGUGUCUUACGUCGUGGAGAUAUUGUUGGUGUUGAAGGAUAUCCGGGAAAAUCAAAAAAAGGAGAAUUAUCGAUUUUUCCACAUCAAUUGGUUUUGUUGUCACCUUGUAUGCAUAUGCUACCAAAAAGUCAUGCAGGACUUACGCUACAACAAGAUACACGGUACCGUCAACGGUAUUUAGAUCUCAUUAUGAGCAAUGACAGUCGUGAAAUUUUUUACACUCGAGCCAAGAUUAUUAACUUUAUUCGACGGUUUUUAGAUGAUCAACAUUUCUUAGAAGUCGAAACUCCAAUGAUGAAUAUGAUUGUCGGAGGUGCGACAGCGAAACCUUUUGUAACGUACCAUAAUGAGCUACAUAUGAACUUGUUCAUGCGUGUCGCACCAGAGUUGUAUUUGAAGCAAUUAGUGAUUGGUGGACUUGAUAGAGUAUACGAGAUUGGACGUCAAUUCCGUAAUGAAGGCAUUGACUUGACCCAUAAUCCAGAAUUUACUAGUUGUGAGUUUUAUAUGGCUUAUGCGGACUACAAUGAUCUGAUGACAAUGACGGAGAAAUUGUUUUCUGAAAUGGUUAAGGAGAUUACAGGAAGCUACAGCAUUACGAUUCAGAAGGAACCGGGUGAAGAACCUGUCACGAUCGACUUUACGCCGCCGUUUAAGCGCGUGAGCAUGGUAUCUGCUGUGGAAGAAGCUACUGGUAUCACGAUUCCGAUUGAUGAUCCCGAAAAGUGUAUGGCAGUUUUGGAGGAACAAGUUACCAAGUACGAGCUGGAGUGCGCUCGUCCCCGCUCAAUCGCUCGUCUGCUAGACAAGCUAGUGGGCCACUUUAUUGAGGACAACAAGGCAAACUGGACCAAGCCGUUUUUUAUCAUGGAUCAGCCAGUGUACAACUCGCCGCUAGCCAAGUAUCACCGCUCGAAGCCAGCACUAACGGAACGUUUUGAACUCUUCCUGGCAGGAGCAGAGAUUUGCAACGCUUACACGGAGCUGAAUAACCCUAAGGUUCAGCGUGAGCGUUUUAUUGAGCAGAUGGAGCAGGCUGCUGCUGGUGACGAUGAGGCCCAGCCACACGACGAGUCUUUUUGCACGGCCAUGGAGUACGGCUUGCCGCCUACUGCUGGAUGGGGCUGUGGUAUUGACCGUCUGACCAUGUUUUUGUCCAACCGCUUCAACAUCAAGGAGGUAUUGCUCUUUCCUGCCAUGAAGCCGGACGAACAGGUUGCUCCGGUUCCUUCGACCAGCGGCUCGGUCCCGCUGAUCUCCACGACGGGAUCAGUAGCUUUGGACGAGCUAGAGAAGCGUCUAGUUGGAUCUACUUUUGUGAACGGCUCGUCACCCUCAAAGGACGAUACGGCUGUGUUUGAGCGAGUGAAGGUUGUAGGUAAGGAUAUCUUGACAAAGUACCCAAACGUCGAGAAGUGGUUGGACUUUGUGACUGCGUUCCCAAAUGAACUGCGUGCCAAGUGGUAG
Molecule: messenger RNA, 1971 nt
Organism: Peronospora belbahrii
Lineage: Eukaryota; Oomycota; Peronosporomycetes; Peronosporales; Peronosporaceae
Source: the annotation of a GenBank genome assembly